AUGAGCGCGAACCUGGACUUACUCCCCACCGAACUUGUCGAACAUGUUUGCAACACCUUGGAGACAACAGAUAUUUCCCGUCUACGUCUGGUCUGUCGACAGUUAUCCGAGAAGGCGAGCCGAUCACUUGAGCAUGCCUGCUUCAAAUCAGUUUCAACAUCAUUAUUUCCGGAAUCUCUGAAUCGUGUCCGUCAGAUCUUGCAGCACGAACGAGCCAAUCAAAUCAUACGAAGCUUUACCAUUUCAGUACCCCGCAGUUUUCCAUGUGAAGAAGCAUGCUCAGAGCAUUUCCAGCUGGUCCAAACCCAAGGUCGCGACAACUUGCCCCUAGGUAUUUUGCAACGCCUGCCAGGGAAUUGUAGGAAGGCACUUUUCUCAGCAGAAGCAAACAAAGCUUUGCGCGAGCUCUUCACUGACGGCAGCCUCCCCAACUGUCGCUCGUUCACCAUUAAGGGCACCUGCGAUGACGAAACCUUUUUCCCCACCAUCCACGGUAGUGCAACGGACGCCCUGCUCGCCCUGUUAUCUCAUGUUUCCGAAUCUCGUAGGCCGAUAGAAGCUUUCACCCUAGAGCUCCUUCACGAUGAAGCUGGUGCCCUGGACCCGGUACGAAUACCAGCAAGUUGUUAUCGCAACCCGGGAUUUACGGAAGCCUGGGGUGGCAAUCUUCGGGAACUUUGCCUUAGCUUCUGGGAUGACCGAAAUCUGGACCCUAUAAUCGGGUUGAUAGCAUCCGCUGUAAAUCUUACAAAACUCGAGUUGCGCACAACGACAUAUACCGGCUUCGAUAAAAUUUUGAACGGCAUUUACGCUUAUAAUCAGUCCUGGGAGCCGCCGCUUCGCCAACUAAAACUACAAAGAUUUAAAGACGUUAAUCCAGGUGGCUUUUUGACAUUUCUUCUGUCUUUCAGGGAGACACUACAAGGAAUCUCUCUCUCGUACAUGACUCUCAACUCGGGAAGCUGGCAUCAAACCUUGUUUACCUUGCUUCAUUGUCACCUGCAUCUGGACAGCAUUUACUUUCUCCUGCUGUGCGAGACGUAUCCUGAUCUCAAUUACAGGGUUAGAUUUUGCCCGGUGGAGAGUGAAGACCUUCCGACCAAUGUCCCGCUGAACCUCGACAGCUGGAGGCAUAUAUCCAAGAACUUGGUCAUAGGAGCGAAAGGCCUGAGGUAUGAGGGACCUGAGGUCGCCGCCGUCUUGAGGUAUUUGCUCAGCACUAGCCAUGUUUACGAUCCUCACCGAAGCAUAAAGAAAUCCUGGACGGAAUUGAGAGGAAGCGAGGAUUGAGGGCUGACGCGUGCUGGGGCUAAAGUGGAUGGAAGUUUGUUUAUCAGGGCUAGUUUAUGAGAGGACACAUGGCACUUCUUUG
Molecule: messenger RNA, 1372 nt
Organism: Aplosporella prunicola CBS 121167
Lineage: Eukaryota; Fungi; Ascomycota; Dothideomycetes; Botryosphaeriales; Aplosporellaceae
Exons: 1
Coding region: 1-1290 (429 amino acids)
Molecular function (GO): protein binding
Source: RefSeq, a predicted model, not a curated record